GAUGGUGAAGGAGGAGAGAGAAGAACUGAGUGAAGAUGAGGAGAAACAUCAUGUCAAAACUGAAAUCGGAGCUCAGACAAAGACUGAAGAUAGUUUUUUAUUAGAAAGAACAGCCAUAAAUGUUUUCACCUGCACUCAAUGUGGAAAGAGUUUCAGCUACGAAUACAGUCUCAAGUGUCACAUGAUGAUCCACGCUGGAGAAAAAACACACAGAUGUGAUCACUGCAGCAAAACAUUUUUGAUUUCUUCAGCUCUGAAGAGACAUCUUAGAGUUCAUACAAACGAGAAGCCUCAUUCAUGUGCUCAGUGUGGAAAGAGUUUUACACUGCUGUCAUAUUUAAGAAAACAUGAUAAGAUCCACACUGGUGUGAAAGAGUUUGUCUGCUUUGAGUGUAAGAAGAGUUUUUUUAGAGCUGAAGACUUGAAGCUGCACCAGAGGAUUCACACUGGAGAGAGACCAUAUAAGUGUUCACACUGCGACAAGAGAUUCAGACGGUUACAAACAAUGAAAACACACAAGAGGACUCACACUGGAGAGAGACCGUUUACAUGUACUCAGUGUGGCAAGAAUUUCAGGCAAUCAUCUUCCCUUAAUAAUCACAUGAAGAUCCACACUGGAGGGAAAACACACAAAUGUGAUCAGUGCAGCAAAAUAUUUUUGAGGCCUUCAGAUCUGAAGAUCCAUCUUAGGUUUCAUACAAAUGACAAGCCUUAUUCCUGCUCUGAGUGUGGAAAGAGUUUCGCAACACAAUCACAUUUUAAAGACCAUCAGAAGAUCCACACUGGUGUGAGAGAGUUUGUGUGCUUUUUAUGUAAGAAGAAUUUUUUUACAUCUGGAGACUUGAAAAAGCACCAGAAAAUCCACACUGGAGAGAAACCGCAUGUGUGUUCACACUGCAACAGGGGAUUUAUUAAUUCAGGACAGCUAAAUAUUCACGAGAGGAUUCACACUGGAGAGAAACCGUACACAUGUUCUCAGUGUGGGAAGACUUUCAGGCAAUCAUCAAACUUUAAUAAACACAUGAAGAUCCACACUGGAGUGAAAAAGCUUAAAUGAGAUCAAUGCGGCAAAACUUUUUAGGGCGUACGAGCUUAAGAAACAUCUUAAUGUUCAUAGUGAGGAGAAGCUUUAGUCCUGUAUUUUGGUCCUGUUAGAUCUGAGUGCUGCAUUCAAUACUAUAUGUCAUAGUAUAUAGUUGAAAAGUCUUCACUAUCAGUUCACUAUCUGGAAUUCCGUUAAACUGGUUUACAUCUUUUCUUUCCGAAUGGUUUUUGACACAUACAAGGUUAGAAUAUUUAUCUUGUGCCCACUCAUUUUAAUGCAACAAUAAAAAUUCAAUUUUGUAACUCAUAAGGAGUGUUAAAUGGGCCAUGGAUAUUUAGUAGAUUCACAUCAGGGCAGACAAAGAACCUCCCCAAUCAAUACCAAUGUUCACCCAUCAAGAGGAAAUACUGUGAACCAGCCUGAAGAAAGAAUGAAUGUGAAAAGAUUAAAAGAUUAGCCAGUUUUAUUGUAUAUGCAGAUGAUUAUAAUGUAAAUCUAAAUGACAGUUUACAUAUUUUAGAGGGGAGACACAAGUAAGAGCGCGACCAAUAAUCGCUGAUAGAUGUCACCCUAAUCAAGACCAUGCAAAAUACAAGCCCAAAAUUCCGGAAGAUCUCACUGUUGCUUACAUACUAAUGCCAAUAGUUUCUAUGUAUACACAGAAAAAAGUUCCUGUAUCUUUAGAGAAAUGUAGUAAUUUUGCUAUUAAAUUACUAUUUAUAGUAAGUAACAUGUUAUGCUACUUUUCAUUACCUUUGCGGAGGCUUUAUCUCUUUCAGAACUUGCAGGUAGGGUUGGGCGAGGUCGACCAAUUUGGCAUCGUACGAUAUCUAAUGUGAAGCAUCACGAUGGACGAUGGCAUCGUCGUCGUAGGCGGCGCUGAAUUAAUUAUUUAUGAAUGCAUAAUCAUGCCAGUCUGAAAAACGGCAGAUUUAGAGCACCGAUAGACACCAUAAGAGUUCACAAGAGUUCAUUGCCUAAAAGUAACUGUUAAUCAGAUGCAUUGUUUGUAUAGUUUAUCCUAAAUAGCACACUAAAUAGCACAACACUGAAUACUUAAUACAAAAAACUAAAUACAUUUUAUGAAAUUAGAUGUAAUUUGAAUAAACGCAUACAUUUGAUUGACUGAAGCAUCUAUUACACAAACUGACAUUACUAAACAGGUGGACGCCCCCUCGAUCGUCAAUGUAUAAUUCGCAUACUGAUGCUACCCACUGUGCCGCCCUUUAAUAGCUAUUAAUAAAAAAUAAAAAGUAGUUCAGAUUACAUUUUUAAAAAGUAGCUCGAAUAUUAUUACUCAUUUUUUUUUUUAAAUCAAUGCGAUAUACUACUCGUUACUUAGAGAAAUCAUAUUAUUACGUAACUUGCGUUAUUGUAAUGCGUUAGGCCCAACAACAGCUAUAGGCAUUUUCAAUCUAAAUACACGAAUCAUAGAUAACAGCAUUUGGGGUUAUGGCCGAUCGCUGUGUGUUUAUAUUUACUUUUAUAAGUAAAUCUGAAUGUCAAUCGCAAGCUAUCUACUGAGGUUUAUCUGUCAUAGAGGUUGCUGAUAGUUUCACUUUCACAUUAUGUGAAAUGUAUGCAUGGAAUUGUCAAUUUAAGUUCUACACCGCGCCUCAUAGCUAUUGACCAAUCGGCAGAAAAAAGCUUCUCAUGCACGCCCACAUGUUGAA
Molecule: messenger RNA, 2718 nt
Organism: Danio aesculapii
Lineage: Eukaryota; Metazoa; Chordata; Actinopteri; Cypriniformes; Danionidae
Product: gastrula zinc finger protein XlCGF17.1-like
Exons: 1
Coding region: 2-1057 (351 amino acids)
Biological process (GO): regulation of transcription by RNA polymerase II
Molecular function (GO): DNA-binding transcription factor activity, RNA polymerase II-specific; RNA polymerase II cis-regulatory region sequence-specific DNA binding
Source: RefSeq, a predicted model, not a curated record